CCUAGGUAGUAAGUUUAUCUUUGGAAUGGCUUGAAUCCAAUCUGGUUUCUUACGUGCACAAAAAUGGCACUUUGCAAUCAUACUAAUUGCAAAUUUGAUGUGAAUGCGUCCAUAUUGGGAAAGAAAAACAAUGUGUGCAUUGUUGUAGACAGCCAUCCAAAGUCUAUCGUCGAAUCAUGGCUUUAUUUGCUGACGAAAGUGCCUCCCUCCCCGGAUCCGGACCCUUCUGCACCACCCGCAAGCACUUCUUUGAGAAGAGCGUGUGGGACUCGGCCAUCGGUGAUAAAUGCACCACCUACUCCCAAUUCAAUGGCACUCGUGGCGUACUAUGGACGGAGUAAACGCAAUUAGCAAUGUAAGAAAGAAAAAGUGAGAAAUUGAAAUUCGAUGCGUGCCAUUCUCGAGGAAUCCUAAGAAUUCCAAUGCAACAAAACGUACGGAAACCUUGGGGAUCAUUCCACCGGUGAUUGUUUCGUCCUCGAUCAGGGAUUCCACGUCGGCGCAGCUCAGCGAGGGCAGCAGCUUCAUUUCCUUGUCCAACACCCCGGCAAUGUCGGUCAAGAACAGGGCCCGGGCAGCGCGCAACUCCCCGGCGAUUCUUCCGGCCGCCACGUCCGCGUUCACGUUGUAGGCAAUGUCUUUUUCGUCGCCAAUCCCGGUUCCGAUGGGGGACACCACGGGGCAGAUUCCCAUGUCGAGCAGGUCGUUCAAGAGUUUGGUAUUGACGCUUUCUACCUCUCCGACAAAACCCAGGUCGUAGCCGUCUUUGUUGGUUUUUUUCACGCAUUGCAGCAGCGAGUCGUCCCGGCCCGACAGUCCGAUGGCCCUGCCGCCGGCACUGCAUAUCGUCGAAGAAAUUUCCUUGUUGACGCUUCCGCAGAGGACCAUUUCGGCCACGUCGACGACCUCCUUGGACGACACCCGCAUGCCGCCUUCGAACCGCGACUCGACCCCUACCUGUUCCAGCAUGGCAUUGAUUUGUGGCCCUCCCCCGUGAACGACGAGGAUUCGCACACCCAGGUUUUGCAGGGUAACAACAUCCUGGCAGAACCCGGCCUUGAGCUCUGGCGAUGUCAUGGCAUUCUAGAAAAGAGUGAAAAAAAAAAAAAAAAAAUCGAUGUUAAAACCUCGCAAGGAUGGGCGAAACAGCAUUGCAGUGAUGCAUAGGAAUUUCUUCCUAGGUUCGCGUUAUAUAGAACAUGGGAAAAUCAUGCCCUCAUGAUGUGCACGCAAAGCUAUCUUCGAUGCCAAUAAAAUCCGACUCGACUCGACUCGACGCGAUUUCAUUCGCUUUAACGCAGGUGAAAAAACGCCUCAAAAAACAUACCCCUCCGUACUUCACAACAACGGUCUGGCCCCUGAGCGAUCUAGCGGCAUCGGCAAUGGUCUCGGCGACCUCCGAAAAGUUUUCGGGUGCCGCCGAAACCGAUGUUUUCGAGACCGCGCCGGGUGCACGGGGAGCCAGGGCCGACGACGGGAAGGCGAAACCCGAUGCUACCGAUGCGGUCGAUGCCGCGACGAUGAGGACUGAUGCAAGCGAUUUCAUGUUCGUUCGUUUGUGUGUUUUCUUCGUUUGAUUUGGUGUGGUUUGGCUCGGUUUUGGCUUCCGGAGGGAACUUGGCUCUUCGCAGCAGCUUCGAUCGUUCACGCCUUCGCAAGGCGUCAGCUAACGGAUACCGGCACAAAUUCAAGAUGUGAUCGACGGAUCGGAUCACAAAACCGACGAAACUGCACGAAGUUUUGUCCUUACUGUAAGAGUACGUACGUACGUACGCAACGGUACAUUCUCGAAACUGCACUCAACCAUAUCCACGAAUCACAUUCGAUCUGGGAUUGAGGAACAGCUGCUGUUUGAUUUUAACAUCAUAUCCUUCUUAUCAUAUGAAAGUACUUCCAGUCUCAGGUUUUCUUCUAUUAGUUUGCGUCUGUCUAUCGUUCCCUAGAAGGAGGACCAGUCAUCUGUGAACUGUGUUUUCAAUCUGUUUUGCCCCACAGUUGUGAAUGGUAGGAUCCUGUACCAUACCAUAGUAAUAUCUCUACCCCGUGUUUUGAUAGUUUCGAGAAAUCGAAUCGACUUACUGAUUCUUCCGAAACGAAGCAGUAGUACAGCAAUCGUUAUACUCUGGUUUGGGUCUAAGUUGAUAGAAGAGCAACUCGAUCACAAGCAUCAGCAGCGAUAAGCAGAACCCAGGCUUGUAGCACUGAAUCAAUUGAAUUCAACCAAUCCGCUUAAUUUGCUCAAUUCACCAUGGCUAAAAAAGGCAAGAGCCCAUCAAAAAAGCAAUCGCGGAAGACCGGCAAGGACUCCGCCGAAAAGAAGAAGGGAGUCGAUGUGGACAAGAUUACCUGGGAUGACAUUGCAGCCAUGUCGGACUCCGACGACGAUGCCGGUGGCGAGAAAGCGAUUGAGCUGAGCAAAAAGGCGAAAGAUCUCCGCCAGAACAUUGCAAACAACCUCAGCGGCCUCUUGGCGUCAAUAAAUCAGAAAGACGGGGACGACGAAGAAGAGUUUGAAGAAGCCGUACUCGACGAGUCUUCCGAUGAAGAAGACGAUGCACAGUCAGAKGACGGAAAUGACGAGGACGAAGGUCAGGGCGGCAUGGAAGAAGAGGAAGAAGAAGAAGAGGAAGAAGAUAGUGACAACAACGAAUCGUUCAUAGACAAGAUCAAAAUCAAAAGCAACGAUGCCGAGGAUGACGGUGACGAUAGCGACAGCGAGUCUAGCGAUGAUGAGAUGGAUGAAGAAACGAAGAAGAAGCAGGAAAAGUAUGCCAGACUCGAGAACAACAACAACAUCAAUUCAAAGGCUCUUUCGGUUGUUGCCGCCGAGCUAAAUUCCGUUCACUCCAAGAUGCCCUGGGCGGAAACUUUUGUCAUCGUGCCACCGACCCCACUUCCCUUUGGAGAAAACGGAGAUCCAGAAAGCAAUCCACUAGAUAUUCACGAUGAUUUAAAGAGGGAAGUAGCAUUCUACAACACUGCUCUCGAGGCCGUCAAUCUGGCCCGACCGAAAUGUCAGGAAGCGGGCAUUCCUUUCACCAGAGAAGGCGACUUUUUUGCAGAAAUGGUCAAGACCGAUGGUAAGUGCGAUGCGAUGUAAAGCCCCAAAGAGAGGCCGUGUAGGAAAUGCAUGCGAACCAAUUUCCUUUCCUUCAAGUUUCAUACCGUUCGCUUACAGAACAAAAAAUGCGUCUCUUGUGGUUUUCUUGCUUGCUGGCUUGCUUUCAUCCUCUUUAUCCAUUUUUCUCGCACAGAUCACAUGGCGAAUGUGAAGGACCGUCUCAUAUUCGAAAACAAGAAGAUCGAGGCCGUGGCGCAGCGCAAGUCGAACAAGGAGCAAAAACUACGCGCCAAGGAGUCGCAGGCCAACCGCUUGGCCGAGAAGGCGAAACGAAAGAGGGACCACUUCCGGGACGUGGAGGACUGGGCGAACUCGGCCGCAAAGAACCGUGGCGGCGGCCUCCGGGACGAUGUGGACGACCACUUUUUGAACAACCGGUACGACGGUUCCGGCCCCAGCAAGAAGCGCCAGAACGCCGACAAGAAAUACGGGUACGGUGGAAAGAGGGGGCGCUUCAAGCAGAACGAUCGCAAAUCCAUGAACGACAUGUCCGGAUACAACCCGCGUGGCAACUUUGCCGGAGGAAUGAAGAAGACCGGCUCGGGGGCAAACAGAGCCGGAAAGAGGGCCCGAGACGCGAAGCGAUCGAGGCGCUAGAAAAGAGCACGCACCGAACAGCGACGAAUGUGCUGUGUACAAAAAGUAGUAAUGAUGAUGAUAAAACAAUCGAGUUUUCAGUUACAUCAUUCUAUAGGAAUGUGAAUGAAUCAUUAGUAUUCAACAAGUUGUAUAAUACUCUUACCGCGCGAUGCAUAUAGUAGACGUCGGUCCACUUCAAGUCUUGGGAACACUACGUUCGUACCGUAUGGCGGUGGCAUUUUCUAUCCAUUCCGUAUUUUGUACUGUAUGACUAAAUUCAUCGAGAGCCAGCGGAUGAAAAAAUACAAGCAUGGGUUCGUCUUCUAAGUGCACUCUACCAGUGCGGUCUGCUUUAGAUCAUCUUCGUAUGUGACAAAGAAGAAGGAUUUGUAACUUCAUAAAGUUUAAUUUUACUUGCCCAGAUACUUUAUUUCUAAAUGCAGUGCACAGGAGGGCACGCAGUUUCGAACGACCAGGGAAAACAACACGAGUACCAUGAAUCACAAAUAUUAGCCGAACACAAAAGACGAGGUUGAUUGACAAGGGACACAACUCGUUUCUUUCGUGAUUUUCAAUAGUUUAUUGAUUGAUUGUGUGUUGUCCUUAGGAACAACAGUUUAUUGACAUUAUUUUAUCGCUCCGCUCCCAAACAAAAAUAAAACACACGGACGGGCUACCGUAUUAUUGUAUUUCUUCUAUUCCAAUUGCGUUCUCUUGCUUACUUUCGCUUUACCAAAGUGGCAGAGAGCCAGUCAAGACCCUCGUACAGACCGUCUCCAGUAGUGGCACAGCAUGCCUGGAUGUACCAUUGACGAUAGGACGGGCGAAGACCGUGCAAUCCGAGCUUGUCGGUCAUUUCUGCCGCACUCAUGGCAUUUGGCAAAUCCUGUUUGUUGGCAAAGACGAGAAGGACAGCGUCUCUCAAUUCAUCCUCGUUCAACAUUCGGUGCAACUCGUCUCGGGCGGCAUCGAUACGAUCGGCAUCAUUAGAAUCCACGACGAAAAUCAAGCCCUGCGUGUUUUGGUAGUAGUGACGCCACAAUGGACGGAUCUUAUCUUGACCACCCACAUCCCACACUGUGAAUGAAAUGUUCUUGUAUUCAACGGUUUCAACAUUGAAUCCUAUUGGUAUGAUAGUAGGCGAGACGAAAAUUAGAAACUGAAUAUCGCAAACAAAUCUGAAGUCCAUCGGACAAUGACCAAUCUUCUGAUUCACGACUUACCGAUGGUUGGAAUAGUAGUGACAACUGCAGUGAAGAAGAUAACGAGGUUUUAACAUAAGACAGUGAGUUACAAUUCGAUCCAAUCUAUCUACGACUCGCAAUGAGUGAGGCGAACACGAGAUCCAACAAAUUUAUAAACUAACCUUCUCCGAGCUUCAAUUUGUAAAGGAUGGUGGUUUUACCGGCGGCAUCAAGACCGACCAUGAGAAUUCUCAUCUCCUUCUUGCCGAACUACAUUGUGAAGAAUAGAGCACAGUAUAAAAA
This is a messenger RNA of Pseudo-nitzschia multistriata, 5187 nucleotides long. The record is from the annotation of a GenBank genome assembly. NCBI's taxonomy places the organism in Eukaryota, Bacillariophyta, Bacillariophyceae, Bacillariales, Bacillariaceae.